Amphibalanus amphitrite is the source of this 3515-nucleotide messenger RNA. Its product is annotated as G-protein coupled receptor dmsr-1-like. The record is from RefSeq and is a predicted model, not a curated record. Gene Ontology annotation, biological process: G protein-coupled receptor signaling pathway. Bases 383 to 1489 code for a protein of 368 amino acids. NCBI's taxonomy places the organism in Eukaryota, Metazoa, Arthropoda, Thecostraca, Balanomorpha, Balanidae. Gene Ontology annotation, cellular component: membrane. Gene Ontology annotation, molecular function: G protein-coupled peptide receptor activity. The transcript is spliced from 2 exons.
CAUUUGGGCUAUGCCUUGUAAGUACAUUCGUAUGAUUGACUGAAUGCAUAAACCUGCAAAUAGACAUUCAUGCAUGCACGAAGAAGCUGUCCGGACUGUGCAGUCGGCAUCCCUCGCUGAAGCACUCCUUUCUCAAGAACUCCCCGUUCCCCGUAUCUAUAUCCCCCCCCCCCCGUCGCCGCCGGCGUCUCCGCCGACGCAGGCGCCCCAGGUGGUCGGUCGGGGGCACUAGGUGGCCCGUCGGCGCCGGCGACCCACACAGUGUGUCCGGAGCGCUGGCGACGGGCGCGUGCGAUCCGACGGUACUGGCGGACGGCGGGCUUCGACGGAGAGGGACCCGAGCCGAAGGAGCGGACUCCAGCCCCUCAGAGGCGCGGACAAGAUGGCGACUGAGGCCCUGGAGCAGAACCUGACGGACAGUCUGGUGGAGAACAUGACGACCCUGUCUCCCGAGUACUGUGGCGCCGGCCUGAACGCCUUCUACCUCGGCUACCGCAAGGUGCACGGCUACCUGGCGCUGGCCGUCUGCAUCUUCGGCCUCACCACCAACAUCCUCAGCAUCGUUGUGCUGACGCGCAAGACGAUGGUGUCUCCGACGAACGCCAUCCUGGCCGGCCUGGCCAUCGCCGACAUCAUGGUCAUGGUCAUGUACGUCCCGUUCACGCUCAACUACUACCUGCAGGCGUUCGGCAGGACCAGCUUCAGCUACGGCUGGGCCGUCUUCAUGCUGACGUACGUGCACGUCACGCAGGUGUUCCACACGGUCUCCAUCUGGCUGACAGUGGUGCUGGCGGUGUGGCGGUACCUGGCCAUCGGACACCCGUCGCUGAACCGCGAGUGGUGCUCCAUGAAGAAUACCUCUGUGGCCAUCGUGUCCGCCUACAUCGUCUGCCCGAUCCUCUGCAUCCCCAGCUACCUGACCUUCGCCAUCUCGCCCCAGGGCAACUCCACGGACAGAUUCGUGGUCGGCUUCAGCGACCUGAGCACCUACAAUGACAAGUUCCUCGAGAAGUUCAACUUCUGGAUGUACAGCGUGCACGUCAAGCUGCUGCCGUGCGUCAUCCUUACCAUCUUCAGCUGCUGCCUCAUCCACGAGCUCAUGAAGGCGCGCAAGCGGAAGGCAGCUCUGCUGCGCAAGAUGAGCUCCGGUCAGAGCAAGCAGUCAUGCGCUGAGAAGCAGGCAGUGCGGACCACCCGCAUGCUGCUCGCCAUCCUGCUGCUCUUUCUGCUCACGGAGUUCCCCCAGGGCAUUCUGUCGCUCAUGUCCGGAAUUCUCGGCAAGAAGUUCCUCGACCAGUGCUACAACCGGCUCGGGGACUUGAUGGACAUUCUGGCGCUCAUCAACUCUUCGAUGAACUUCAUCUUCUACUGCUCGAUGUCGUCGCAGUUCCGGUCGACGUUCCAGCAGCUCUUCAUGGCCAGCCGGUGGGUACCGGUGCCGCUGAAGCCACCAUCGACCACGGAGCAGACCGAGUGUACCCGACUGUAAAUGCGCCGGCUUGGACCAGUCCUGGACUUGACCGGCCGAUGGACCGGAGGGGAGGGAACAGAAAACCACACUGGUAUUGUGUGGUCGUUGAUUAAAACUAACAGCGCGCCCAAAGACGCUAGUAAUGAUGUAAGGAUUGUGAUUGAAUGAACAAGCAAGCUGAAGUGUUGGAAAUGUGAUGAGAACAAUGGCGUCCUCCGAUGGUACUACUGUUACGAGUGUUAACUGCUAUUGUUCUGUGAACUCUGGAGUUAUGUGAACUGCCUGUGGUAGUGCUAUGGCAAUGGUGAUGCAGCGAACCUGACUAACCAAAGGUCACAAUGCUUGUGUACAUUGUUACAGGACAUUGAAGGCACACGCUACCAUCUGUGAACUUUUGGGCACUGAUCUGGGGAAUGCCACGUCUCGUGUGCUCAGUAACGCUGAGACUGUUCAGUGUUCAAACCUUAGCGCCGCACCUAGAAACUAAUUAGUCACUUGAGCUUCUGGUGCAAAUCUGCUUCCGUGUCGUGUCUCUGUCGACGCGGGCUGAUUUCUCUGUGACAGAGUUGUCUCCGAGCCGGCUCGCCCAUUGACGAGCGUGACCGCCUCCCAUCCCCUCCCGGCCCGUGGACGAAUGUAAUGGAGCCUCUCCGAUGAUGAGCCCAAGCGAGGAUCGAUUGCACCCGCCCACAGCCAGCCCCCGUCCGCUGCCGCGCCGCGCCGUGUCACACUGCUAUUGUUGACCAGGUGGCGGGUCAGAGCUCCGUACUCGGGUGUUGUCCUGUAUCAGGUCACUGUGUGAGUGCUCUGGAGUGCCGCCUUCGGAGACAGGCGUCUGUGACCCCUGCGCUCACUGAUGACGUCAUAGUGACGUCACUGGCUGACUAAGGGACUCGGCGGGAACACCCACAGUGUUAUCGAUAUCAUUCCUUUGCGUUUGGCGGUGCCCGACACUAGAUAAGGCGGCAAAAUGCAGAGCGCGGUCUAUAGCUUUACACACCAUACCGUGACAGCUAGUGAUGUUUACCUAACAGUGGUUAUAGUAGUUAUUAGUAGCAUAUUUCUUGCUUAAAGUAAAUAAUUCGAAGUUGUUAAGCAUUUUUCUAAAUAGAUGGACAUUAACCACCGUUUAUCAAGCAGCAAAAUCAACUAUGUAACUUUAUUGGUAAGGUUAUUUUUUGAUAAGAUGAUUUUACGAUUGCCUUUCAUUGUAACCUUCUUAACGCUUAUAUCAUUCUUAAUUCGUAAUAAAAGGGACGCAUCACCGUUCAACUCCUAAACACACAACCAACAGCCGCCACGGAAAGUCGCACAGUAGGUAUUUGCUUUUUUAGGCUUAUUCAAAAAACACCCGUCGGCAGCCUUUGUUAUCCAUGUCUUCAUUAUUAGGCGAACUUUUGAUGCACAUUCAGUUCACGAUCGAUAAAGUGUACGCUGGAUGAUGUAAUGUGAAUGUGAUAAGAUCUGUGUGUUGUUGGUACGAGGGUGAGCAUGAUAAUGAGUGAGAGGCAGCGCCAUGUUUUUACAUUAUUGAAAAGUACAGCAACCGUUAUAUGAAGAUUGUAUGGUUGUUCAAAUAAAAUUUCAUUUUACGUCUAAUGUUAUGGAAGUGCCGCACUUACCAUUUAUGGACACAAAACAUGAUAAUUCUAUCGUUAAGACACUUAUAAGGGAAUUUGUUGCAGAAAUAUAACGACGCGUCGCAUCUCCAGCCAAUGUUUGUGAUUGAACGAAUGUGCUAGAUUCAAAUGUCCAUAUUCAUAUUGUUCUGAUGUGGGGGUACGUGCUACUAAUCAAACAUGCUUGUGCGCUAAUGGGCUCAGCUCUAUAACUGUGAGCUGCGCUUACCAAGAUGUGGCAGCGCAGCUCUUGCUGAGCUGGGGAAGCCCGGUCCCUGUGAGCUGCGCAGUCGGGCUGUGGCCGCGCGGGCUUCGCUUCAAGCCCGCCACAUACGUGCAGCCCGCGUGUCCCGCGCCACCAGUACUGAUGUGUGUUUACGUUUGUCUAGAUGCUAUAUAUGUCCAAUAAAUCUCCUGAAUUAUUA